Messenger RNA from Ipomoea triloba (trilobed morning glory), 390 nucleotides. Its product is annotated as protein DOWN-REGULATED IN DIF1 11-like. The coding region runs from base 1 to 390 and encodes 129 amino acids. The transcript has a single exon. NCBI's taxonomy places the organism in Eukaryota, Viridiplantae, Streptophyta, Magnoliopsida, Solanales, Convolvulaceae. The record is from RefSeq and is a predicted model, not a curated record.
AUGGCACUUCCAUACUCAUCACCAUCUUCUACAAUCCUUACCUUGUUCAUAAUCUGCGGUGCGAUCGCAGUGAGUGUAUCAUCGGCCCACAAACUCCCCGACGAUGCCGACAAAUAUCUGAAAGGGCUGCCGGAAGAGACGAGGCGUUUGGUAGAGAAGUGCACCGAAAAGCUGAGCUGGGAAUGCGCCAAGGAAGUUGGCGGCGCUUUGUACACCGAUCACCGGAAAGUUUCGAAGAGCUGUUGCAAAAAGAUCACGAGACUGGGGAAGAAGUGCAGCGCCGCUCUCCUCAACGUGUUGAUUAACGUGCCGGAGCUCAAAGAUAAAAAAGAUGUUAUUCUCGCCAAUACCAAGAAGUUGAUUAACAAGUGUCUUAAUUGGAAACCAUAG